AAGUCGUAUUAAAAAGGUCAAUUUGCCCUUUACUACAGGGAAAAAGGUACAUCAUGGAGUUUCUCAUUUAUCUGAAAUAGUGAGAGCUCAAACCAUAAACCCUGCAAUUUCGGGUAAGAUCUCCAGAACCUAAAAUUUAGCUUUGGAUUUUUGAACAUUUAAGAAGGCAUAUAACCAUAUAAGCUGCCUUCUGGCACAAAUAUAAAGGCUAGGGCCCAAGAGAGGAACCUGCCUAUGCUCUAUGAGCUUGUAUUUCAGACUUUUCAACUGGACCACCUUUAUCUGUAAGGGUAAAAUGAUAACAACCAAUCUAUCCACAGACUUCUGUUUUGUAGUGCUCACCUUGAUAAUAAAUAUCCACCUCUGGUUUCUUCUCGGAUGUAGAUGUGUUUGAAAUCACAGCCAAAUGUCUCAUCAUUUAAACCAGACAACAACCCAGAAGGAGAUGGAAUCGUCGCGCAGAAAUUAAGUCAUUUGGGGUUGAUCUCCCCUAAAUUGAUAAAAAAACGAAAGGGUACAUAACUUUCAUGGUUCACUGUAAGACCUUAGGGGUCAUGAGCCAGGGGGAGUGAGACAAAAAUAAAGAAUUUUCUUCCUGGAAUCUGAGGUGGUUAAUAAAUAGUUUGGAGGUUGAUGGAGCCCACAGUGUAGUUCUCCACCUUGAAGUCCAACCAUAUCCACACUCUCCCAUCUAGUUCUCUCCAGUUCUCCCUCUGCAAACCAAGACUUUGCUGGGUAUCUCUCCAUUCCCUUCCACCAAUCAAUUGAAAUUCAAAUCAAUAUUACAAGCUUUGUCACUGGCUCUCUCUCUUGGAUCAACAUCUACUUCAAGGCUCUAUCUCCAAUGCCAGGAACCAUCCAAGUUUCAGUUCUGGAUUUCACGGGCCUGCCUUCAUCAUCCCCUUCGUCAAUUUCCAUAAAGGUUUCCAUGGGAAAAAGAGAGUACCAGACUUGGGAUAAGGGAGAUUUCUCUUUCCCUUUAACUACCCUUCGGCAGAACUUGACUGUGACUCUACAGGAUGCUGAAGGAAAUGAAAUAUCACAUGCAGAAAUUGAUACCAUGUUGGUGGUUCAAAAAGGUUUGUUGGAUGACACUUUUCCCCUCAAAGGAGGUGGGCAUGUGCACAUGAAGUUGCAGUUCAUCCUUAGUGAAGAAGAGCGCAAUCGAAUCCGUAUAAUGAGAGAAUCUGCAUUGAAAAAGAAACACAGUGGGCUUUCAGGAACUGCUAGUUUGUCAUCUUUGUCAAUCAACAAGAAAGUUUCAGAUUCACAAAGAGGCCUCCUUCACACUGAAACAGAAAGCAUCAGAGAGAUUGCUAGCCAAGCUGGUCUGGAACAAAAUCCUGUGAAUUUGAAUGGGGAGCCACAAUCUGGUGCUGAUAAGAUAGAAGGAACUCAGCUUGAUGACAGUUCAACGAUCCUAAAUGAUACAGAUAGAAGUGGAGAGAGUUUGUUGACAGCAGAAGUUUCACAGGAGGCUGGAGCCCACCAUCUAACUGAAUUAAAACACACAGAUUUAGAUGAGAAAUUUGAGGCUCAAUCACCAUUCUCAGAUUUUCCUGUGAAGCCCAUUUUUUCAGAUGGAACUUCAUCUAUGUCAGGAUGUUUGGAAUCUGUUACCACAGAUAGUAAUUCAGCUUCUCCAAGGCUGGAGGAAAAUCAUGCUGACAACACUGAGAAACAGAGUUCAUUGAGGAAAACUCCCAGUAAUGUAAGGAAAAUGAUAAGUGCCUUUGAAAAUAGUCUAACUCAGGAAAUGGGGCAUCGUGUUGCGCCACCAGUUACGAAAUCUCAAUCAACCAAGAGUUGGAGGGAAGUUCUUUUAAGGGGUCCACAAAAAUUAAAGGAAACUGAGACAUGGAACCCUAAAGUGACACAAUCAACUUCAGAAGAGGCUAAAGACUUUGUGCUUAAGGGUGAGUUUCAACAAACUGCAGCAUAUAUCAGAAAAAGAGGAGAGCAAAUUGAUUCUGAUAGAGCUAUGGAUAAAAGUAAAGCACCCCUGUAUGCUGGGCAGUCAAAGGAGCUAAGUGCAAAACACAUCCAAUCUAAAAAUGAGACGCCCAGUGAUAAAAAUAGACAAGUACACAAAAAGGAAGAGAGAAAAUCUUUUGAAAAUUUGAUUAAAAAAUUCCCAAUUGAAACAGCUACAGCUUCAGGAGGAAUAUUUAAUCGUCAGGGUAGGCUUCAACCUUCUAAUUUGGUCACUGAUGAGAGAGAUUCUGGUGGCACUUCAGUUAUAGAGAAGGAUGGAGUAGGAGUUCAAUCAAGAUUUUCAAGUGAGAUCAUUAGUCAGGGAGGUACAGAGAAUACACCAAAACCAGUACUAUAUUGUAAAGAUGAGAACUUCAGCUUUGAAAGCUGUGGCAGCUGUAUAUUCCUAGAUGAUACAAGACGCUUGUGUAUAACAACCAGCGAUAAACAAGUGAUGAAUGUAAUGGGAGGUUCCCCCACUGAAGUGGAUAUCCAUCAAAGAAAGCUUAAGGUGCAUGGAAGCUCUGAUAUUGAAGGGAAGCAAGCCCAGAAAACUUCUCACAGAGUGAAAAAAAGGCUUGAGAGUUCUGCAGACGUCGAACCUUCUAGAGGCCCAGUUGCACGGGCGAUAAAAGUUGCAAUAAUGGCAGGCUUUGGAACAUUUGUUUUCCUUACCAGACAAAGAAGUAGCAGAUGAAAUUAGCUUGUGAUGGGACAGAUUUUGAUACAUCACCCUAAGGCAUCAAAACUAUUUGGAUCCACCAAUUGUUUGAAUUUUUCAAAUUAUUCUUCAUUCAAUGUAAUAAUACGUGGAUGAACAGGUCUAUCUGGUCACUGAGCUGAUGUAAAUUUCUGUGGAUUAACAUGCAAAUAAUAAUUUUUUUCCAUGGGUUCCAUAGAA
Molecule: messenger RNA, 2875 nt
Organism: Vitis vinifera (wine grape)
Lineage: Eukaryota; Viridiplantae; Streptophyta; Magnoliopsida; Vitales; Vitaceae
Exons: 12
Coding region: 845-2671 (608 amino acids)
Source: RefSeq, a predicted model, not a curated record